Messenger RNA from Vespa mandarinia (Asian giant hornet), 1896 nucleotides. RefSeq names its product putative cytochrome P450 6a17. NCBI's taxonomy places the organism in Eukaryota, Metazoa, Arthropoda, Insecta, Hymenoptera, Vespidae. The record is from RefSeq and is a predicted model, not a curated record. Gene Ontology annotation, molecular function: heme binding; monooxygenase activity; iron ion binding.
UCUUUCUCUCUGCUUAUUUAACAAUAGAAUACGAACAUAACGUUCAUUCACUGUUCAAUGGGUCAACGGAUUUCAAACAAGAAAAAAAAUCACAUGAUUAAAUCCUCCUCGCGUGCAGUAACAACAUCAAUAGCAGUGUGAGCUGUGAUAAAUAUAAAGAUAUCGAGUAAUAACAUCGAAGUGAUCGUCACGCGUUGAAGAUAACAAUAUGACAGGAAUAUUUGAAAUAUUUUGCGGCCUUACUUUAAUUUUUUUUUUGUAUUACUAUCUGACCUCGACGUUCGAUUACUGGAAGGUCCGUGGUGUAAAAGGACCUCAACCCAUUCUUCUGUUUGGCAAUAUCAAGGAUAUAUUGUUUUAUAAGAUAAAUAUGGCAGAAUAUUUAAGUAAUAUUUACCAUUUUUACAAAGACGAACCGUGUGUCGGCAUCUUCUUUAGAAGUAAACCAAUACUCAUCCUAAGAGAUCCGCAAUUAAUAAAGGACAUUUUAAUUAAAGACUUUUCCAGUUUCUCUCAACGAGGCAUAUUCAUAACGAAAAAGGUAGAUCCACUGUCAGAAAAUCUCGUUUUUCUCGAAACAUUAAAAUGGAGACAGUUAAGGAAUAAAUUAACAACUGUGUUUACUUCUAUUAAAUUAAAGGAAAUGUUUCCAUUGAUGAAGAUAAGCACAGAUCAUUUGGAGCAAUAUAUUAAUAAGAUACCUGAUAACUAUAUCCUUGACAUUAAUGAAUUAAAUGCUAAAUACACUAUAGAUAUAAUAAGUAGUUGUGCAUUCGGCAUUGAAACAAAUAUAUUUAACGAUGGAGAAAAUGAAUUUUGGAAAAUAGCUAAAGAAAUAUUUGAGGUCAAUACAAUAAGUUUACUGAAACAAAAUCUGCAAAUAUAUUUUCCGAAAUUGUACAAUCAACUCAACUUUUUAUUCACAAAUGUUCGUCUAACUUCUUUCUUUGUAAAUAUAGUUAAAAAUACAAUAGAAUACAGAAUAAAAAAUAACAUCGUUAGAAACGAUUUCAUAAAUAUAAUAAUGGAAUUGAAAAAAAACUCGAAAAACUUUAGCGAAGAGAUCGAAUUAACGGAUACAUUUUGUGCCGCUCAAGCGUUCAUGUUUUUUGUAGCUGGUUUUGAAACAACUUCCUUAGCUAUGACCUUUACCCUUUACGAAUUAGCUCAAAAUCAUACCAUACAAGAUGAAGUUCGCAAAGAAAUCAAUGAAGUAUUUGAACAAAAUAACGGUACCUUAAAUAUCGAAUCUAUAAAAGAUCUGAAAUAUUUACAUGCGUCAUUUAAAGAAGCACUAAGGAAAUAUCCAUCAAUAACAUAUUUACAUAGAGAAUGUACGACAUCUUCUUACACAUUGAAAGGCACUAAUAUUACUAUACAGAAGAAUCAAAAAAUUUUGAUACCGAUACUCGGAUUACAUUACGAUCCAAAAAUUUAUCCGAAUCCAGAUGUUUUUGAUCCUGAACGAUUUAUGACCAAAAAUAAUGCAAUUAAAAAUGAAAUAUAUCUACCUUUUGGUUCUGGACCUCGUAAUUGCUACGGAGAAAAAUUUGCGUUUCAUCAAACGACACUUGGACUGGCAACAUUAUUACGGAAUUGUAAAUUCGAUAUUUGUGAAAAAACAAAAAUUCCAUUUACGCGUCUUCCGUCACAUUUGUUCUUACGACCAGCUGGUGGAAUAUAUUUGAAAAUAAGUAAAAUUAAUGAAAAAUAAUAGAAUUCCCUUGUUAUAAAAUACAUUGUAAAAUUAAUUCCAUUAUCAUUAACAAAUAAUCAUUGAUAAAUAAGAUUACUUUGUUAACAUUUAAACAAUUGACCAACAUUACAAAAAUUAUAAGAUGCAAUUGAUAUAAAAUAAAUUCAAUCUAUCAAAUAAAAUGAAAUAAAAUCAAAAUU